AUGCGAAGUUUGGCGAAUCUGAUAAAGGAACUCGACAGCGCCGUCAUCGACGUUGAUCCAGAAUACCAACGUGAAAUUGUCUGGACAGCCGAGCGUAUGAAAGGUCUGGUCAAUUCUUUGAUGGAAAACUAUUACAUCCCGCCCAUCAUUCUGAAUAAGAAGCGGAGUGCUGGUACGGAUGGUAGUACACCACGCGAUACUCUUGUUUGUGUGGAUGGCAAGCAGCGUCUGUCUUCUAUUAGAGCAUUCGUAAAGGGCAUGAUUCCUUGCCAUGAUCAUGAAGGCGAGAGAUGGUGGUUUUGCAAGACUCCUGGCACCAAACACAAGAGAGUGCUCCCUUUGGAAGCGCAAAAGAUGUUCUUGGAAAAAGAUUUUGUCGCCUUCCAAUUCACAGAUCUUACUCAGGAACAAGAAGAAGAUCUUUUUGCUAGAGUGCAGAUGGGUGUUCAACUCACUGUGGCCGAGAAGAUGCGCGCGAAGCAGGGCCCAUGGCAAGAGUUGGCGAAACUUUUCGUGGAUGAUUUUCCGGCUAUCUACGGCUUGAUGAAGGACCGAGCCCGAGCAAAAGACUUUCAAAUCACCUUGUCUUGCUUUAGCCAAAUCAUCGAAGUCAAGCAUCCCACUGCUGCAAAUGGUCUACCAGUUUUAAAGACGAACUACAACGCACUACCCAAACUAUUGAGCAACACUGGCGCUGUAGAUGAUGCUAUCAAAUCACAUCUUGCGAGCGUCUGGACUACUCUAAGAGAACUUAUAGAGCGAGAUUCAGACGCUUUUACAAAUGCUGACAAGCAUCUGGGUGGUGUGCAAACGUUCGCGCCCAUCGAGAUGGUAGCAGCAACCGUCCUUAUCUCGAUGUACUCGGAAACACGUAACAACGAACUACUGCUUGGAGAUAUCAGAACUAUUCGAGAGGCGCUUCGUGAGCAGUUCAAGGACCUUCGCUUGAAUGCGACGGUUUGGAAGUUUGUCUGGGACUUCGUCGAAAACCUGGCGGCCAUCCGAGGCGCGGUAGAUGGCACUACGGUGGAUCGAAACCAGCAGGAUCAGGCCUCAAAGUCGAUGUCUUCUGGCGCCGCGAAAGCAACAGCAAAUGUGUCUUCGCCACCUUGCCUUUCAAGAAAAAGAGCAACAUCUGCGAAAAAACAAGUCUCUACCUUGCCACCGCGGAGUCCAGUGGAAGUGAAGAAGGAGCCACAAUCACGCAUCGCUACGUCAAAACGAAAGCGAACUGGUCCUGCACCUGCUUCCCUGGCUCCAGCCUCAGCCUUUGGUUUCAUGCACGGGAAUCUCAAUGGGUCACAUAUCACGGACGCAAACAUUGUGUCUUCAGCGCCAACGCGCACCGCGGCGGCGAUAAUGAAGACUGCCGCUUCAAAUUGUCAGCGAUUGCGACAAGAGCCUCAAGUAACCAUUCCUUUGAUACCGGACUUGUCGAAUGUAGCUCCGCAAGCAUACCACCAACACCACAUACCUCCAACGCAAUUGCAAGACCCACAGAAGUUCAACGUGCAUACCCCUUUCACAACAGAGCCUGAAGAUCUGCAGGUCCUACAGACUGGCAUCUCAGGAUCUAGUGACUAUUGUACACCAAUAGCUCCUAUGCAGCAGUCAACACAACUCUGUUCAAUACCCCGUCAUAUUCCUGAGGUGGCCCAAUGUUCACACAACGCUUUCGCGAUAUCACAAUCUCCAAACAUGAUAUCAUGUCAUCCUACGAGUCGCGGUGCGUUUGCGCCAACUCACACAGACAAGCAGUGGGAGGGUGUCGUCGCAUCCCCAGCUAAGGCUCCAGUCGCGCCAAUUUCAAAUAAGCGGAAGCGAAAAAGCGUUACACGCCCUACUCCUGCCCAGUACAAAGAGGCCAUCGAUCUGACAAGUGACAACGAGCUCGAAGAAGAACGACAGAAUCUUCUAUCCUCUUUCAAGGCCAAACCUAUUCCUGCAAAGCAACCUUCUGCUCCAGCCACACCCGCAGCAGAAGCAUCCACUGCUCCGACGCGUCGUGAUUACGUGUGGGAGGCGACCAACAGGAUAUCCGCGGAGUCUGAGACUACAUCUCUAUCAAACGAACAGCCACAACAAAGUACGCGUCCCGGACCAACGUCAAGGGGCAUCUUCUAUAUCUUGUGCCAUUUCGAAGACCAUCUGUUUGCGCUGCUGUUGUACGGAUACAACUUCGUCAUACCCGCAUCUUGUGAGAAAACAAAGCGCAUCAACAUGGGGAAGUCUUUCGACCCAUCCAAGGAUAUUGGGAGCCUAGAGGGGAAGGUCAUCUUGGUCACGGGUGGUAACGCUGGGCUAGGCAAACAAACCAUUGCAUACCUCGCUGCCCAUAACCCUACGCGCAUAUACCUCGCCGCUCGUACCGAGUCCAAAGCCCGCGACGCUAUCACCGACAUCAAGAACAGCGUCCCAAAUGCCUGCGAAAUCGUACAUCUACCACUCGAUCUGACGUCCUUCUCUUCCAUCGCAGACGCAGCAUCGACGUUCAAGAGCCAGGAAUCGCGACUUGAUCUACUCAUUAACAAUGCUGGUAUCAUGGCGUCCCCAUAUAGCACGACCAAAGAGGGUUAUGAGAUACAAUUCGGCACCAACCACAUGGGCCACGCACUGCUCACAAAGCUCCUCAUCCCGACAAUGCUAGAUACGGCAAAGCAACCCGGCGCCGAUGUCAGAAUCGUGAACCUGAGCAGCAUGGGUGAACGUCUUGCCGUAUCCAAAGGCAUUGAAUUCGACCAACAAGCGCUCGAGAAGGAAAACACAUGGCGUCGCUAUGGCGCCUCGAAAUUAGCGAACAUACUCUUCGCUCGCUCCCUGGCCCUCGAAUACCCUACGAUUACAUCUGUGUCUCUACACCCUGGUGUCAUUCUGACAGACCUCUUCAACAACCUCCGCUCAAACGUAUUCUUGAAGGUCGGGCUAUGGAUAUAUGGACUAGUGGGCAUGAUACUGCCGGGUCAUUACCAGGGUCCUGAAGGUGGCGCGUUGAACACGACAUGGUGUGCCACGACUGCGAAGGACCAUCUGGAGAGUGGCGCAUUUUACAUGCCUGUAGGAAAGAAGGGCUCGGGAAGUGGACACGCGAGAGAUGAGGGGCUGCGGAAGAAGUUGUGGGAGUGGACUGAGGAGGAGUUGAAGAAGCACGGGUAUUGA
Alternaria postmessia is the source of this 3156-nucleotide messenger RNA. RefSeq lists its product as uncharacterized. NCBI's taxonomy places the organism in Eukaryota, Fungi, Ascomycota, Dothideomycetes, Pleosporales, Pleosporaceae. The coding region runs from base 1 to 3156 and encodes 1051 amino acids. The transcript has 7 exons. The record is from RefSeq and is a predicted model, not a curated record.